AUGGCGUCGCGCUCCCGUUCCCCUUCGAGGGACCGCCAGAGAUCUCUCACGCGUUCCAUGUCACCUCGGUCAGACGACUCGCGCUCUCCCCGCCGCAGAAGAAGCUACGAUUCUCGCAGCCCGUCGCGAUCGAUGACGCCACCUCCUCGUCGCAAUGGGCGAUACCGAAGCAACAGUCGAAGCCGGAGCAGAGGACGUGGAAGAGAUAGCAGAGAUGGAAGCAGCUCCCCUUUGACGAGAAGCACAAAGAUUGUUGUGGAACGUUUAUCGAAGAAUAUCAAUGAAGACCAUCUCUACGAAAUUUUUGGCCAGUUUGGACCCAUCAAGGAUCUUGACUUGCCAAUAAAUAGAACUUUCGGAACGAACAGAGGAACCGCGUAUAUCCUCUUUGAUCAUGAAGCCGACGCCGAAGCCGCAAUAUCUCACAUGCACGAAGCUCAAGUUGAUGGUGCCACUAUCAAUGUGUCCAUUGUCCUGCCGCGGCGAAAACUGUCGCCACCUCCCCCGACCGCCCGCCGCGGAGCCAACAUUGAUCCUCGAAUUCCCAUGUCCGGACCUCGAGGUGGCGGUCAUCCUGGACGAGGUGGAAGCUUUAAUGUCGGCGGUGGACGUCGUCGCGGCUCACCAUCAGGUCGAUAUGGGCCAAGAUCGGACGUGUACCGCCCCUCAUCACGAUCGCCAUCGAGAUCCCCAGGCGCACCACCUUCCCGGGGCGGCGGCACUCGAUACCGCAGCAGAUCUAACGGUUCAUAUUCGUCUCGUUCGCGCUCAAAGUCUACUGGACCCCGGCGACGAGGCGGUGGCGGUGGUAGAUUUGAGGAGGUGGACGACAGACGACGCAGUCGCAGUCGCAGUUAUGACAGUUAUGGCGGCCGAAGCCGAUCACGAAGUCCGCGUGGCCACCGAUAA
Molecule: messenger RNA, 909 nt
Organism: Pochonia chlamydosporia 170
Lineage: Eukaryota; Fungi; Ascomycota; Sordariomycetes; Hypocreales; Clavicipitaceae
Product: nucleotide-binding, alpha-beta plait
Exons: 3
Coding region: 1-909 (302 amino acids)
Biological process (GO): mRNA splicing, via spliceosome
Cellular component (GO): ASAP complex; nucleoplasm; cytoplasm
Molecular function (GO): RNA binding
Source: RefSeq, a predicted model, not a curated record